UUUAAAUCGUUUAAUUCAUUUGCCGAUGAAUAUUGUCUCGCGUUGACGCAGACUCUGCUGUCUCGUGUCACCGCAGCACUCACUCUCUAAAAAAAUAAAUAAUUAAGAAUGGCCUUAUUAACACCUCUCUUUGCGUUUCUGUAUCAUUUGCCGCAGGUUUAUAAAUGGCUACUAAAACCAUACUACAUAGCCUCGUUAUUUAUGUCUGUCGCGUUCCUGCUUGUCCGCAAAACACCUGGGAUCUGCGAACAUCUUUCGACGCAGCGCGAGGAUGGCAAUUCAUGCGAUUUUGACUGGAGAGAGGUGGAGAUACUGAUGUUCUUAAGCGCUAUAGUCAUGAUGAAGAACAGAAGAGCAAUUACCAUUGAGCAGCACGUGGGGAACAUCAUCCUCUUUAGUAAAGUAGCCAAUGUGAUUCUGUUCUUCAGACUGGACAUACGUUUGGGGCUUCUCUACUUGACGUUGUGUAUUGUUUUCCUGAUGAUCUGCAAACCUCCUCUCUACAUGGGCCCUGAAUACAUCAAGUACUUCAGUGAUAAAACCAUUGAUGAUGAGUUGGAGAAGGAUAACAGAGUGACCUGGAUCGUGGAGUUUUUUGCUAACUGGUCACCAGAGUGUCAGUCUUUCGCCUCUGUUUAUGCUGAUCUGUCCUUGAAGUACAACUGUGCAGGGCUGAAAUUUGGCAAAGUGGACAUUGGUCGUUACAGCGAAGUAUCCAAAAAGUACAGGGUCAGCACCUCUCCUCUCUCAAAGCAGCUGCCCUCUCUGGUGCUCUUCCAGGGAGGAAAGGAAGUUAUGAGGCGCCCUCAGGUGGACAAAAAAGGACGUGCAGUGUCUUGGACCUUCACAGAGGAAAACAUCAUCCGCGAGUUUAACCUCAACGAGUUGUAUCAGAAGUCGAAGAAGCUUGAUAAGCCUAAAGGAGAGAAGUUCGAGAGGCCCACUGAAUCUGUGUUUGCCCCUGUGCCUGAAGAGGAGGAACCGGAGGCCGAGACCAUCACUGCGAUGGACACAGAGAGCAAGAAGGACAAAUAGAAAGUGCAUGCUGCUGAAGAGCACUGUGAAUCACUAUGGGACUGGACCGGAGUGUGCUAAUGUUCAGUAUGCAGAGAGAAAGAGUUUGUAUGAAGUCAUAAACGGAAUGAUUGUGUUAGUGUUUCUUUUUGUAUAAUGUAUUAGUUAAGUGCAAAAUCAGUCCAAUAAUAUAGUAAAUCCUAAUAUUAAUACAUAUUUAGAUUUCAUAAUCAUUGAUAUACUGGACACAGUAUACACAGACAAAACUGUUAUUUGGGACAUCGACUUUUAAUUUAAUCAAGUUAAACAUUGGACAUCUACCUCUAAUAUGGUUGAUAAUUGU
Messenger RNA from Sinocyclocheilus grahami, 1357 nucleotides. RefSeq names its product thioredoxin-related transmembrane protein 2-B-like. Lineage: Eukaryota; Metazoa; Chordata; Actinopteri; Cypriniformes; Cyprinidae. Gene Ontology annotation, molecular function: disulfide oxidoreductase activity. The record is from RefSeq and is a predicted model, not a curated record. Gene Ontology annotation, biological process: brain development. The coding region runs from base 109 to 1035 and encodes 308 amino acids. Gene Ontology annotation, cellular component: membrane-bounded organelle. The transcript has 8 exons.